AUGUGUUUCUUAACAAAGUCACGGAUAUAUCCCCGAGUAAUAAGCGACCUGUUGGGACUCAACCUUGGUCCCACUCCAGCUGAGCCAGUCAUCGUACAUGCUGGAGUGCUCACCGCCUUAUUGCGUCUCCUGCCCUCCAUACAGCACCCAUCACAUCCCAGGCUAGCAUGCAUGCUUCAGCUCUACACUGCACAUCUUAUCAAAUCCUUAGUCCGCACAGAACGAAACCAGCAACUGAUGUGUGAAGCUGGUUUGACGGGUGACCUCUUAGGCAAAUGUUCAGUGGCUCUUGUCAGUGAGAAGCAUGCCUUACAUUCACCACUGCAGUACAUCUUUGAACGGCUUGCUGCCCAGGCCAUACACCCAAGAGACUUGAGGAUCUUCUUAAGACUUGGUUAUCCUUUGAACUGCCAGAACUUGGAUGAAAUAGACAUUAGCAGGGGGCAGUCACCAAGCAAUGGCCCAGUUCCUCUUACACGGAUAAAAACAAUUGUGUCGAUGACAACACCCAGGGACUUUAGAGUAGGAACGUUGGUGUAUCCUUCCUUUGUGGAGUUUGACAUGAGUGCAGAAGGCUUUGGCUGUCUGUUCCUUCCUCCAUUGCGCCACAGAGUGCUGGGGUGGAUCGGUGGUAGGGUCAGCCCUCUCUUCCACAGAGCCCAACGUCAUCGGUGGCAUUGGAACAGGGAUCGAAUCUUCCCACCUCAGACUGGCCUCACAUACAGCACCUGGGUGUGUGUUGAGAAAUACAGUGACCCCCGGACAGAUCCACACUGUGUGCGAGUGUUGACCCUUGCCCGACAUGUCCCAGGCCGUGACCACCACUUGGUGUGCCUAUCAAUUGUCAUUCAGCAAGAGACAAAGCUCUGA
Molecule: messenger RNA, 870 nt
Organism: Penaeus monodon (black tiger shrimp)
Lineage: Eukaryota; Metazoa; Arthropoda; Malacostraca; Decapoda; Penaeidae
Product: WD repeat and FYVE domain-containing protein 3-like
Exons: 6
Coding region: 1-870 (289 amino acids)
Source: RefSeq, a predicted model, not a curated record